Messenger RNA from Theileria equi strain WA, 2097 nucleotides. RefSeq lists its product as hypothetical. The record is from RefSeq and is a predicted model, not a curated record. Lineage: Eukaryota; Apicomplexa; Aconoidasida; Piroplasmida; Theileriidae. Gene Ontology annotation, biological process: regulation of autophagy. Bases 1 to 2097 code for a protein of 698 amino acids. Gene Ontology annotation, cellular component: lysosomal membrane; Mon1-Ccz1 complex; late endosome membrane. The transcript has 8 exons.
AUGGAUGAUGUACUGAAGUUCGAAGACCUUUAUAGCUGGAAGAAUGAUAAUGAUCAAUCCGUUUUUAUUGAUUCCAGGAAUGGAAUUCUCGUAUACCAAAAUACAAUCGAAACGAGUAUUCACAUACUUGAUGCUCGCGAUCGCAGCACGAUUUUCAAGAGUAACAGAUUUUCGGUCCCACUUUGCGAAUCUAUAUCCCUUUCCCCAGACAGGAACUUCAUACUGUAUUGGUUUAAUGACCCUAUGACGAUAGGAAUAUGUCAUUUAACUAACAGCGAUUCGGAUGAUAUAUUACUCGAUCCUUUGCAGUAUGAUGAUUCUAUUGUAUUAAGGGUUUUUUGGGCCGAAUUUAACCCUUCUGACAUAUCAUUCAUUGUAGUUUCGAACAAUAGAAUUGAUGUAUUCAAUCUUGUCCUUGAAAGUUUAUUAUUAAGGACAAUAAAUAGGAAAUUUGUUAGUUGCACUGAUGCCUGGAAUGAUAUGGAUGGAUGUUAUUUUGUCCUUUUAAAGCACAACCAAGUAUUGCAACCUUACAAGUUUUUGAACAAAGAACUAAUAUCCAUGCCAGAGGUUGGAUUGAAUCUAUCUUAUGGUUAUCAGAUACAACACAGUGAAAUAUCUAUUGCAAAGGUUUACGAUUCCACAUAUUGUAUCUACAAGGAUGUUUCUAAUGGAAUAAUCUCCCUAAGGUCAUUAAGUCAUAACGUUCAUGACAAGGUUAUAGAAGUGGAAAGUAAGGGUUGGCUUGAAAUUUGCAUUAUUGACAAUUUACUACUUAUACUCACAGGCAGCGGAGAUGCACAUAUUUUUGAUAUUGGUCUUAAAAGUGAUUAUCUCAUAGCAAAGGUAUUUCAAAGAAGACCCCCUAUUUCUUCUAUUUCAAAUGACAUUGAAGCAUUUUUUCCAAAUUUCAUUGUUGAUUUUUAUGGUGGGUUUUCUUAUGCUGUAUCAAUAGAUUACAAUGCUAUCGCACUUUUUCUUUCAAGAAAUUUUACAGAGGCAAUGUUGGCUGAAUUUUUUCAAAGACGAACGUCUUGUACUUCUCAUAUUUUAGAUAUUGUUUUUCAAUCUAUAUUUAACAAGAUACCAAUUUCCGAUAUGCUUGUUCUCUUUUCCGCCACUAUUCUCCCGUAUUCAGAUGUAUUAGUAAGGAUUAACAAGGCUAGGGGAACUAAACCGAAGAAUUCUGCAAUCCCAUUAAAGUUGAUAAAUAAAUAUGUAGAAAAUAAGUCAAUAGUAACAGAAUAUAAUUUUGCUACAGAAGUUUUAUACCCAUAUAUAACUAAGGAAUGGGAUUUUAAACAUGGGAUAAAUAUUUUUGACUAUGCAUUAGUUAUUAUUUGCAAUAAUAAUGGUUAUAACAUUAAAAAUAUUUUGGGAGCAGAAGGUAUGACUGAUUCAUUCCCACAAAUUAUUUUAGAUAUCGUUGAUCCUUACAGACGGCCUACGGAUCAUUAUAUUGUAGAAAGUCUAAUAGUUUCUGGAACUUUUAGAACGAAGUAUGAUGAACUGAACAGUUAUUUUGACUCGAAAUCUGACACAAAACUUAAGGAUAAGAACAAAACUCCCUAUAUUAUUACCGUGAUACUGUGCUAUAUGAAGGGACUUGUACUUCACAAACUAUAUCCUUCAAACAUUCUCUUAUUAGUGUUGUUUGACAUUUGCAUUUUAUAUAAUGAGUUGAACCUUGUAACCUAUUUUCUCCGUUCAAGAAUAAUUAGGGAUUCUUCUUACAUAUGUUAUCGGCUUUUUUUCCUAUCCAAAGUUUUGAAUAGUGAUUCUAUUAAGCAGUUGGCAUUUGAUAUGGCUUUACGUCUAAACAUCUACGAUAUUUGUGUUUCCAUUGCAAUAUCGAAUAAAGAGUAUUAUAAAAUAUUACUUCUUCUUAAAAAUGAAAAUGUAAACACUAUUUCACUUGAGCGUAUAUUGUACAGCGCAGCAAAUGAUAUUAUGGAACAACAGAAGCGUCCAUAUCUUUGGCCUCUUAUGAUUUCGUUUAUACAAUCCUGGAUUGAGGAAAACGAUCUAGAUCCAGAGAAACUGAAUGCACCUAAUCUUGAUGGCUGCCAGAUGUGGUUGCCACAUGCAGUUUUGUAA